This is a messenger RNA of Mangifera indica (mango), 2104 nucleotides long. RefSeq lists its product as uncharacterized. Lineage: Eukaryota; Viridiplantae; Streptophyta; Magnoliopsida; Sapindales; Anacardiaceae. The record is from RefSeq and is a predicted model, not a curated record. Bases 166 to 1920 code for a protein of 584 amino acids. The transcript has 7 exons. Gene Ontology annotation, molecular function: DNA binding.
UUGUGGAUUACGUGGCUCUCUCCCUCAGAAUUCUUCUUUUCUAUCUUACUACACUGCUACUUCAGUUACUUUCUCCUCCUCUCAGCAGUCUUAACCAUAUUUUUUAUGUUGUUUCAGUGAAACUCAGUGACCCAUUUGCUUUGGAUUCUGAAUGAGCUCCCGUCCAUGCCUUUAUUAGAUAUUGCUACUGCUCAGUCUUGUUUGCAAAAUCAUCUGGGUCCACUAAGGGCUCAAACCUUUACUCAUGCUAAACUUUUGCCAAGUAAUUUUUUAUCUGGAGAUGAAAAGAGGCUGUGCUGUGCAUCAAAAUCAUUCCAAUUCCCUAAAAAAACUUAUUAUAGUUUCGGACACCUUGAGACACUAAGAGGUAAACUCCUGAUCACUGCUGUUGCGACCCUUGAACCUGAGUUUUUGGUUCAUAAGGAAGAUGAACAAAAGAAUAUAAUGCUGGGUGUGGAUUCAAGUCCAUCAGCAGCUCAGCUUAAGUCAUCUAAUGGAGACUCUACUGAAUUGGAUGAGAGAGAACGAUUGAGACGGAUGAGAAUUUCUAAGGCAAAUAAAGGAAACACACCGUGGAACAAAGGAAGAAAACACAGUGCUGAAACCCUUCAACGGAUCAGAGAGAGAACAAGGCUUGCAAUGCAGGAUCCAAAGGUCAAAAUGAAGUUAGUUAAUCUUGGACAUGCUCAGAGUGCUGAGACUAGGAAAAAAAUUGGGGUUGGUGUACGUAUGGGGUGGAAAAAGCGUCGAGAGAAGUUGAUGGUGCAGGAACAUUGCUAUUUUGAGUGGCAAAACUUGAUUGCAGAAGCUUCUAGAAAGGGUCUUGCUGGUGAGGAAGAGUUGCAAUGGAAUUCUUAUAAGGUAUUGCAAGAACAGCUUAAGCAGGAGUGGUUGGAGAGUGUUGAACAAAGGAAAUCUAUGCCUAGGCCAAAAGUUAGCAAGAGAGCUCCAAAGUCCCCUGAGCAAAGAAAGAAAAUCGCCGAAGCAAUUGCUGCCAAAUGGGCUGAUCCGGCAUACCGGGAACGGGUUUGCUCUGGGCUGGCGAUAUAUCAUGCCAUCUCAGCUGGAGCAGUAAGAAAACCUAGGAGAAAGCCGAGUGGCGAUGGGCAGUCUAGAAGACAAAAAUCCACUAGGAAAAAUGAUAGUGAUACAGAUUUUUCUCUCAUGAUGGAGCCCCCAAGCCGAAUUGAAAGGUUUAAAUUGAAGAGAGGUAAUACACCCUUGUAUAAGGAUCCUUCUGCGAGUUCCAAGCUGGAGAUGAUAAAGAGCAUCAGAGCUCAAAGAGCAGCUGCAGAAUCAAAGAAAAUUGAAGCCGUUGAACAAGCAAGAUUAUUAAUUGCUGAAGCAGAGAAGGCUGCAAAAGCCCUUGAGACUGCUGCCAUGAAGAGCCCUAUUGCUCAAGCUUCCCUCAUGGAAACCAGAAGGCUAAUAGCUGAAGCAGUUCAGUCAGUUGAAUCCAUAGAACUGGGGCAGGUCACAUCCAAAAAUGGAAAUGGUGGAUCUCUUUCUGUUGAUUCAGCUGAAUUGGUUAGCAAGGUCAAAGAGGAAAUAGAAACACAAAAUGGAGGUUUGAACCAACCAGAACAUACAAAAGUAAAUGGAACUCAACCACUACCAAGUAAAGAUGAGGCUUUCAACCUUGGUAGCUUCAAAAUGCUAGAUAAACUGAACCGGGAAGAACUUGUUGGUAAAAACUUCAAAGUAUAUAGUUUGCAGACACUCAAUUUGGAGGGCCUAAUAGGGAAGCCUGAUUCAGCAAAGCAUCUUGGCCAUUUAGAAGCAAAUGGAAGCAUCAAAAACAAAAAGAAUCUUCAACCAAAUGGAACAAAUGUUCAGAGUAUGGAAGAGGAAACAGCUACUAAACCAGACAAUGUAACUAAAAAGUGGGUUUGUGGAAGGCUUGUUGAAGUGAUAGAAUAGGAGGAGCAUAAUUCUGUAACUCUGAAGAUGUUGAUUGCAGAGCCAUCUUGCCACUUUGCUUGUAAGCCAAUGCAGUGCAUGUAGUAAAAUGAUGGUGUUUUACUUUCACAUCACGCACCUCAAUUGCCAUUGUUGAUUGUUGAACAAAUAACAUUAUUAAUAGGAGCACUGCUGCUUACAUCUA